Molecule: messenger RNA, 1533 nt
Organism: Andrographis paniculata
Lineage: Eukaryota; Viridiplantae; Streptophyta; Magnoliopsida; Lamiales; Acanthaceae
Exons: 5
Coding region: 1-1533 (510 amino acids)
Source: RefSeq, a predicted model, not a curated record
AUGAGUGACCUUGCAGUAAAGCAGUUGGAUUUGAAAACCCUUGUUCAUCCGAAGCUGUAUAAUUUACAAUGGUUGAGCAACUGUGGCGAGAUCAAUGUUCUCAAACAAGUGGAUUUGGAGUUUGAUAUUCAAGGGUACAAAGACAAAGUUAGGUGUGACGUAGCCCCGAUGAAAGCUUGCCAUGUGUUACUAGGACGGCCUUGGAAAUUUGAUAAGAAGACACUAAUGUUCUUCCCUCUAGCAUUGCAAAUUUCCUUUAUCCCGGAAUCUUCUCUUCCAAAUCAACUAGCAUAUAGAGCCAAUCCGGAUGAGAUAAAGGAAAUCAAAAAGCACGUUGAUGAGUUCUUGAGCAAAGGAUGGGUUCGCGAGAGUCCCAGUCCUUAUGCGGUGCCCGUACUUUUGGUGCUAAAGAAAGCUGUGGGAUGGAGGAUGUGCGUUGACUGUCGUGUUGUCAAUGCAAUUGCGGAGAAGUUGUUUGCUAACCACGAGAAGUGCGACUUUUAUGUCGACAAGUGCAAUUUCCUUGGUUUUAUUGUAGGAAAAGAUGAGAUUAGUGUGGAUGAAAGCAAAGUGAAGGCAAUUCAAGAAUGGCCUACACCGACGAAGGUGAAGGAUGUUCGGAGCUUCCAUGGCCUUGCAAGCUUCUACCAAAGAUUUGUGCGAAACUUCAGCACCAUUGCCACCACACUAACUGCCAUUACGGAAAAGGAUGAUAAGUUUGAAUGGGGAAGUAUUCAACAAGAUGUUUUUGAUACAAUGAAACAAAAUCUCACACAAGCACCUAUCUUUGUUUUACCCAAUUUUUCAAAAUCUUUUGAGGUUGAAUGUGAUGCUUCUUGUUUAGGGGUUGAAGCUAUUCUAACUCAAGAUAAAAGAUCUGUGGCCUACUUCAGUGACAAGUUACAUGGUGCAGCUUUCAACUACUCCACAUACGAAAAUGAACUCUAUUCCUUUGUCCGUGCUCUCCAAACAUGGCAACAUUACUUGUGCCCACGUGAGUUUGUUGUCCAUACCGACCAUGAGUCCUUGAAGCACAUCAAAUCCCAAAAAAAGUUGAGUCCAAGAUACAUCCGGUGGAUCUCUUUCAUCGAUACCUUCCCGUAUAUUAUCAAAUACAAGAAAGGUAAAGAUAAUAUGGUAGCCAGUGCACUCUCCCGAAGGUGUCUUAAGCAUGCUUAUUACGAUAAGUAUAAUUUGCAUAAUGGGUACCUAAUGUGUGAAAAUCAGUUGUGCAUUCUAUGUUCACUAAGGCAUUUAUUGAUUUCUGAGGCACAUUUAGGAGGAUUAAUAGAACAACAAGUGAUAGAAGUUAUGGACAGGAAACCUGCUAUAGUCCACGGCCAAAUUCAAAUGGAAUCUAGACUUGAAUCUAAGAAAAAUGCGAAGCUGAAGAGUCUAGGAGACAUGCUGAAGACUCAAUUUGUGAAUUUCAUAAAGGAAAAACAAGCUGGACCUUCAACCAGAGGUAAAGAACCUUUGGAUCCUUCUUCUGCACAUAUAGCUUUUGACUAUGCUACUAAGCCUAGGGAAUGA